AUGGUAAGCCGAGGAGGAGGAGCCGUGCGGUCGUUGCUGGAUCGUCUGCGCCCGCCGCCGAGGGGGAGGAGGAGCCCCGCCAUGCCGCCGCCCGCCGCCGCCGCCGCCGCUGCCAAAGGCGCCUGCUUUUGCAGCUUUAGCCACUCGGGCGCGCACGGCGAGGGGCGGAGGAAGGGCCUCCUGGAUUUGGGCGCCGGCCGGAGGUUCGCGCCGGGCAGCGCGCUGAGCCUGAAGGGAUGCCUGGACUGGCAGGAUGGCGGCAGGUUCAGGAGGGCGGAUGGUGGUGAUGGCGAUGCGGUGGAGAUCAGGGCGCGGGUCCUUGCCCCGCAGCGGCAGUUCGUCCGUGAUGCGGAGGUUCAGCUGUCGGAGGAGGUUGGCCUGAAGAGUGUGGAUGGAAAUGGCGCUUUCCGGCGGGGGAAGCGCCUCGAUUUUCCUGAGCAGCCUGUCCCGACUAAGAUGGUGGUUGCUGUUGAUGUGGAUGAAGUUCUUGGAAGCUUUCUUGCUGCUCUGAACAGAUUUAUUGCCGAGCGGUACUCUUGGAAUCACUCAGUAUCAGAAUACCAUGUCUAUGAGUUCUUUAGGAUAUGGAAUUGUUCUCGAGAAAAAGCUAAUCUUCUUGUCCAUGAGUUCUUUACAACCCAUUACUUUCAAGAUGGUGUCCAUCCUAUCCCAGGCGCCCGAGAUGCGCUCCAAAAUCUUUCUUCGUUCUGCAGCCUGUCUGUAGUAACAUCUCGCCAGGAUGUAAUAAAAAAUCACACAUUAGAGUGGAUCGAGAAGUUUUAUCCGGGCUUAUUUGAGCAGAUCCAUUUUGGGAACCAUUUUGCUUUGGAAGGCCAAUCAAGGCCAAAAUCAGAGAUUUGCAGAUCUUUUGGUGCUCAGGUUUUGAUAGAUGAUAACCCGAGAUACGCUUUAGAAUGCGCUGAGGAUGGCAUGAGGGUUCUGCUCUUUGAUUACGAUAACACAUAUCCCUGGUGCAAAACUGGUGUGGAUCAAUCACAUCCUCUGGUGACCAAGGUUCAUAACUGGCAGGAGGUUGAGCAAAAACUUCUCUCGUGGGUAGCACCUGAGAGCUGA
This is a messenger RNA of Triticum turgidum subsp. durum (durum wheat), 1074 nucleotides long. The record is from the annotation of a GenBank genome assembly. Lineage: Eukaryota; Viridiplantae; Streptophyta; Magnoliopsida; Poales; Poaceae.